Messenger RNA from Aureobasidium melanogenum CBS 110374, 1239 nucleotides. RefSeq lists its product as uncharacterized. Gene Ontology annotation, molecular function: C-4 methylsterol oxidase activity; iron ion binding. The coding region runs from base 1 to 1239 and encodes 412 amino acids. The transcript has a single exon. The record is from RefSeq and is a predicted model, not a curated record. Lineage: Eukaryota; Fungi; Ascomycota; Dothideomycetes; Dothideales; Saccotheciaceae. Gene Ontology annotation, biological process: ergosterol biosynthetic process.
AUGGCUCUCCAAGCACUACGCGACGACUUGGUCUAUUACUAUGGCUACUCUCAAGGUCGCGGCUUCUCCAUCAGUGACCUCUUCUCGAGAACAUCCAACAAGAUUUUGUCACAAGUGACCUCUCUGAUGACCCUGCCGCUCCCCUUGCUCUCCUUCCUUGCUGUACCAUUCUUCGGCUCCUCAUCUACCACCAUCAGCCUUGCCUUCUUCCUCUUGACUUGGGUAACUCUGGUCUCCACUCAUAAUCCACUGUAUCUGGAGCUUGUCGGCACUCUUACAAUCAAGGUCAUCUUCUUCCUGCUUCCCAGCUUGGCUGUGCUGGGCUUCGACUCGCUCAUACCAAGUCUCUCUGCCAGCAUAAAAUCUCGUGGUGCUGCUCAAUUACCAACCCAACUGAGUUCGCGCAGAUUGCGAAACGUGAUUUUCGUAUCUGUGUUCAACGUCGCCUUCUCGGUUGUGAUUCAAGGACUUUGUGAUUAUGUACUGACCGAAGUCAUGAACAUUCGCUCUGCUAUUCGCGUCAGCAAGAUUCCUCCUGCACCAUGGCCGACUAUGGUGAAAGAGGUGCUGUACGGUCUCGCGUGUCGUGGAUUGCUGCACUACUUCAUACAUCGCGAUAUCCUUCACGCUUCUCCGAGAGACUCGAUCCUGGCUCGCUGGCACGCUGAUUGGGCGCAUGGUCUGAGACAUACCUUUUCUCUAGCAUCUGCUUACGACCAUCCAGUCUGCCACUUGCUCACAGAUUGUGCACCCUUGUAUCUAUCCACGCUGUUCUUCCGCUUCCACGUGCUGACGUGGUACAUCCUGACUGCCAUCAUCAGUCUAGAGCAAUUCUUCAUCUACUCCGGCUACUCUGUACUGCCGUCCCAGAUUCUGCUAGCCGGCAUGGCCAGAAGAACAGACUCUCACUAUGCUACCGGUGGCAAAGGCAACUAUGGAAAUUGGGGUGUGCUCGACUGGAUCUGCGGCACUGGCUGCCCCGGUGAUGCCGAUGUUGUGGACGAUGUGCAAGACGAGGUCGACAAAAGGAAUGUCAAGCAACGUGCUUCGAAAGCCAUCGGAGACGCAGGGGAAAGACUUAGAAAGAGCAACGACAGCGUGAGACAUUUAAACCCGCCAUCGCGCAAGAUCAGGAAGACAAUACUAAUAUUCUGUACAGGCAUCAAGAUCUUCGUCCCAAAGUCGGAGAAGAAGCAAAAGACAAGCAGCAUGAGCUUCAGCAUGAUCAAACUCUAUUGA